This is a messenger RNA of Owenia fusiformis, 1115 nucleotides long. The record is from the annotation of a GenBank genome assembly. Lineage: Eukaryota; Metazoa; Annelida; Polychaeta; Sabellida; Oweniidae.
UUAAGAAUUAUGGAGUGGAGAAUCAAAACGGUUAUGAUAAAUACGAUUCCUGGAAUUUCAAUCCAUUUCAGACUAAAAUUUAACAUAAACAGAUCAAUGGAAAAGUAUUCGGUUUAUGUUCAAAUGAUGAAACUAUACAAGAGAUUGAUAUAAGACUUUUGACAAGUUGAAGUUUGUUACCACCUAAAGAAUUUUCUAAAUUAAGAUUUAUCGAAUUUUCCCACAAACUAUUUCGUAAAAUAACGGGUGUUUCUGCGCGUGAAUAUGGCUAAUAAUGAUGACAUCACAGUGAGUGUUGCAGAAAUAGAGAAAAUUAUUGCUGAGUUUGAAGUUCUGUUUAAAGACAGAUACACAGAUGCAGAUGCUGAUUAUGUUGCCAUGACAACCAAGCCUGUUGGUCCUCCACCAUGUGUUGAAAACUGGUACACACGACCUAAAAGAACAUUUGAUUGGACAAAUCAACGAGGAGACAGAGGUAGGGGGCGUGGAAGAGGUUACUAUGGCCACCAGGGUCAGAGGUCACAUGACAACUACAACAGGAAUAACAGGGAUUAUAGAGACCAAGGUCAAGGUCAUCAAGGCAGGGUUCACUAUGCAGGUAGAAGACAAGACUAUGAAGGUCAAGGUCAUGGACAAAAUAGAUACCAGCCCUAUGGAAGGAGAUGAUGGUUGGAACAUUAUACAAGACACCAGAGUGCAAUUAACUCUCAUUGAAAUAGAGAAUGACUCUUAAAGGCAGAACCUUAAUGAAAUUUGAAACUGUUGUUACUGUAAUGGGGUAUGAGUUGUUACCAUGGUGGUGGUUAUCUAUGGUAACUACAUAACUGAUCACAUCAAGUUGUUAGCCUUUGAAAGGUGCAGCAUCACCAACAUGCAAAUAUCAAUGUUUUUGCUAUAAAUUAAGCAAUAACAUGGUCUACAAGACCUGUGAUAAAACAUAUAAGUGACAUUAUUAUCACAAAAUUAUUGUCAUUGUUGGUUUCGUAAAAUAUGUUUCAGAAUUGUUUCUAUAUGUUAGAUAAAAAAUUAUCAAAAAUAAAUGUAACGGAGGGGGAGAACUGUGUCUUUAAGACAUAUGAUAAGAGAUGUAACUUGACUUUAUUUCCGAUAACUCC